CUGAACACCUGAGGAUUUAUUGUGCAGCCCGGGACAGCAGCAUCCCGAGUCUUACCCCUCCGCUUUUUGGAGGCCAAACCUUCUGGUUUAGCUUCAGAGGAUGGACCUCCGACUGAUAUGCGUUCUACUUCUGGUGGUAGCCUUGGCCGGGGCCACCCCAGAAAGAUACCACUACCAAGUGAAGAAGCACCACCCUCAACCUCAAGUCAAGACCCACACUAUUCCAGGUGAGCCAGGAAUUCCAGGUAGCCCUGGAGAACCUGGACCACCAGGUCAACCUGGACCCUCUGGACCACCUGGAAAAAGCGGUGUUGGACAUCCUGGACCAAAGGGUCAACCUGGACAACCUGGAGCCCCCGGCUACUCUGCAGCUGGCAAGCCUGGUGGCCCAGGCUCCCCUGGGAAACCUGGCGCCAAUGGUAUUCCUGGGGCAAAAGGACAUUCUGGUCCUGCAGGUCAGAUGGGCCCAAGAGGGUCACCAGGUAGCCCCGGAACCCCUGGACCCUCUGGACUCUCUGCUAUUGGAAAAUCAGGACCAGUAGGAGCUCCAGGGCAAAUGGGACCAAGGGGUGGAUCAGGGCCUAGUGGUGCACCUGGUAUUCCAGGAAGUCCAGGUCUAAAGGGCGAGAGAGGUGUGGGCAUUCCAGGUUCACCAGGUGCCCAAGGUCCUGCUGGUCACAUGGGUCCUGUUGGUCCACCUGGAAAAUCUGGAGUUGGGGCACCCGGUUCAAAUGGAUAUCCUGGUGAACCUGGAAAGUCAGGUGGUCCAGGUAGAGAUGGUAUUCCAGGAACCCCUGGUCUACCAGGUCUAAAAGGCCACGCUGGUCCUCCUGGGGUGGGUGCUCCAGGUAAAUCUGGAGCAAAUGGUAACCCUGGUAUGCAUGGCCCUACCGGUGGUAAUGGUCCACAGGGACCUGCCGGACAGCCCGGUGCUCCAGGUAUGCCAGGUGUUGGCAAGCCAGGAGCAUCAGGAAUUCCAGGAGCAAGAGGUGGACCAGGUUCCCCAGGUACUACAGGACAGAAAGGUGAGCCAGGCCCAACAGGAUUCACAGGUGCCCCAGGAGCUAUUGGUCCUAUGGGCCAAGCUGGUCCUCAGGGUGCUAGGGGAUUUCAGGGAGAGGGAGGUGCUCAGGGUCUUAAAGGUGAUGUGGGAGGCUUUGGACCUCAAGGGGCAAAGGGCCUUAAGGGUGAUCAGGGACAUCAAGGUUUAACAGGAAAGCCAGGUAUUCCAGGUAAUGGUGGACCACAAGGCCCAACAGGUCAUAUGGGACAUCAAGGCCAAAAGGGUGAGCAAGGUUAUACUGGUGCACCAGGUAUCGGAGGUACAAAGGGGCCAGCUGGAGUUAAGGGGCAUCCAGGGCCAGCUGGACCUAGAGGAGAGAGGGGAGAAGGAGGGUUCCCAGGGGCAAGAGGAGCAGUUGGGCCACAAGGCCCAUCCGGUAUUCCAGGGCUUAAAGGUCAUCCAGGUCCCCCAGGUGCUCCUGGCCCACAAGCUGUUAUGGGUAAAGGAAUGUCUGGCCCUCAAGGGCCACCAGGACCUCCUGGUACCAGAGGUCAUGAUGGUCUCCCAGGUCCAGCUGGACCCCCAGGAGCCCCUGGUCAACCAGGUGAGAUGCUUUACCAUCAUGAGAAGAGCAUGCCAAUCAAAUCCCAUGAGAUAAUGCCUGUGGCUCAUGAGUUGGUGAAGGCUCCAAUGUCUGCCUUUUCGGCUGUUCUGACAAGGGCUUAUCCUCAAGCAGGAGCCCCCAUUCCCUUUGAGACCAUUUUGUACAAUGGUGAGCAACAUUAUGAUCCUGGCUCUGGAAUCUUUACUUGCCAAGUCCCUGGACUCUAUUACUUUGCUUACCACAUGCAUGUCAAUGGGGCAAAUCUCUUGGUUGCACUUUACAAAAAUGGUCAGCCAGUGGUUUUCACUUAUGAUGAGUAUAAUAAGGGUUUCCUGGAUCAAAUGUCUGGAAGUGCUGUCCUUGAGUUGCACACUCAUGACACAGUCUACAUGCAGGUUCCUGAUGAGGAAUCCAAUGGCGUCUUUGCUGCCGACAAUGUUCACUGCUCAUUCUCUGGUUUCUUGGUUGCCGCAACGUGAUACAGACACUAAACAACACCCCAAACUUUAACAUCAAAGAGCAGUUUCUCAAAAAAUAAUUGCAUUCACCAUCACUAAGUGCAGGUUAUUUUGCAUAAUAAUGAGUACUUUUGAAGGGUGUACUGUUUUACCCAUUGAAACCCCUUACAUCAUAUUAUAUGGUUUGCUGAAGAAACUAAGAAACAUAAAAUUCCAUAAGACCCUUUCAAAAAAGUAGCUAUGUUAAGUACGCUUUUAAGAUAAUGCAAAGAUUUUCCAUCUAUAUAUAUUGUUUAAAAUGUGUUUAAAUCCUGUUCAUUGCAGUUUUCUGGCUUUAGUGUGAGACACACCAAUCUUGACAUGUACAAUAGAAAAGAUCACUUCUAAAUGGCAGAAAUUCUGUAAGCUUGUAACUAGACAUGUAACAUGACGCAAUGAGAAGAAAUAAGUCGAAACGAAGCACAGGUCUGUUAAUGCAACAUUUGUUUUGUAUCUCAAAGAUCACAUUAUGUACAACAUACUGACCGAAAUAAAAAAGUGUUUUAGAUCCCAAA
Molecule: messenger RNA, 2619 nt
Organism: Clupea harengus (Atlantic herring)
Lineage: Eukaryota; Metazoa; Chordata; Actinopteri; Clupeiformes; Clupeidae
Gene: col10a1b
Product: collagen, type X, alpha 1b
Molecular function (GO): protein binding
Source: RefSeq, a predicted model, not a curated record